UCAAACUGGUGGUUUCUGAGUUGAUGAUGACGAUAGCUUUCACAAAGGCCAGAGAGGAAAGAAGCGCUUUUGUGAGAAAGGGUGCGUGUGGAGAGUUUCUGUCUCGGCGCUGGAGAAGGUCCUCGUCUAAAGAUGUCUAAAGGCCGCAUUCACCUGUACGGCCUUGGUGUGAUUUUGUGCGUUUGUAUGGUCUUGAGUGAAAAUGUGACCCAACCUACCGUAACACUGGCGCACACCAAACAAUCUCCCGAUCUGACAACAACCAUCACCCCGCAAACCACCAGCAACGUCACAGAGGAGAGUUCCACAGAGAAUUUCACCAAGGAUUACACAGAGAAUUCCACAGCCAAUCCAUCAAACCUAACCACUGUUAACCAGGGCAAUGACAGUGUCACAGCAACCACCGCUGAUGGUGAUGCUGUUAAAAGAAUCUCCAGUAUUGAUGAUGGAACACCUGCAGUCUCUGGCCAUCCUACAACCAGUGCCGUCUUUACCAUAACCAGCACUAUUGGAACCAGUGUGACUCCAGAGUCAAAAAAGUCUGAUUCAUCCACUGUAGGGGUGGUCUUUCUUAUCCUCAUCCUGAUCAUCAUCAUUGCUCUUGCUGUCCUUCUGUACAUUCUUUGGAAGAAAGGAAGGACCUAUUCCUUUGAUCUGUCCCAAGCUGGAAAUGACCACGAAACCCCACUUCGGAGUAUGGAACAUGGGGGAACGUUUGAACACACCAACAAAGAAUUGCCUCCUCUUGACUUUGGUCAGGAGGAUAAGCCUCACGAAACCACUCCUACAGCCAACGGAUGUGCAGCAGAGGCGGACAAAGAAGCGUCCCCUUCUGGGCACCAGAACGUCCCAGAGGAGGACAGCUACAUGUCUGAAACCAGUCUGACUCCGCCCCCUAAAAAAGUGGAGUUCAGUCUGGAUCUGGAUCUGAUAGGUGAUGACUUUGAAAUGGUGGAGCUACCGAACGCUGAACCCAGCAAUCAACAGCAGAAUGAAAACAACAACAAUGUCACAAACUCUGAAAAUGAUUCUCUGAACAUCUUCACUGAAAUUAACCUGGGCGAGCCACAGUAACAAGACCAACCACAGUCCAUCCAAUUCAUUAAGACUGAAAAAGAAUAUUCACUUUUGCUGAGUGGAUCACAUGACUCCAUCGCUCCAUGACUGACUCCAUGCCGUUGAAAUAUUAUCAUAUUUCAUUUCAUGUUCAAACUGUUUUUCUUCUUUCAUCUUCUAGAUUUUUUUAUAUUUUAUCUAAAGCUUUUGUGAUUUAAAAUUGAAAAACUGAAUUGUAUAGACCAUGUGGUGGGACACGACAGCAGGUUUAGUGGUAGGCAAUUGUCUGUAAACAUUUUCCUCAAGGUUUAAGUGUAUGGGUGUGUAAAUUACAAUAUAAUAAAUACAGAAAUGUUUCCAAAUUCAAUGUAUGAUCCAACAUGUCAUUAAAAAAAAUAUGCAAAAAUAAA
Molecule: messenger RNA, 1466 nt
Organism: Astyanax mexicanus (Mexican tetra)
Lineage: Eukaryota; Metazoa; Chordata; Actinopteri; Characiformes; Acestrorhamphidae
Exons: 8
Coding region: 133-1074 (313 amino acids)
Source: RefSeq, a predicted model, not a curated record